AGAGAUCCCUAGAAUCUGGAAAAAGAGGGGAAAAAGAUGAGGCCGAUGCCGAUGGAAUACGUGACUGAUCCGGACGAUCAAGGUUCAGCCAUGGAAGUCGACGACGUCGAUUCAAUUGAUAUCUUAGGAGAAGGCGUAAUGGGGACCGACAACAAGCUCGCCGAUGCCGAUUUCUUCAACAACUUCGAAGACGAUUUCGAUGACUCCGAUAUCAACUGAAAAACAAAUAAGAAGAAUCCCUUAAAGUACACAUCUAUCUUUUCUAUCGCUUAUUAGGGUUUAAAUUCUCCUACUGUUUGUUAAAUUUAGUCGGAUUUGAACUAUGGAUGUUAAUCGCAUGCGUAUCGUGAUACUGUAGUGU
Messenger RNA from Hibiscus syriacus, 361 nucleotides. Its product is annotated as small acidic protein 1-like. The transcript is spliced from 2 exons. The coding region runs from base 37 to 219 and encodes 60 amino acids. NCBI's taxonomy places the organism in Eukaryota, Viridiplantae, Streptophyta, Magnoliopsida, Malvales, Malvaceae. The record is from RefSeq and is a predicted model, not a curated record.